Molecule: messenger RNA, 1230 nt
Organism: Desarmillaria tabescens
Lineage: Eukaryota; Fungi; Basidiomycota; Agaricomycetes; Agaricales; Physalacriaceae
Exons: 9
Coding region: 1-1230 (409 amino acids)
Source: RefSeq, a predicted model, not a curated record
AUGAAGCAAGGUACGGUGCUUUGUCUUCCACUGCUCCAACUACUGAGCCUGUUGCUAGCUUUAACAAAUGUACAUUCGAUUAAAGACCAAACGGUGAAUGCGAAGUUCCAAUUACGAAUGUACAAGAAUGAAAGUACCAUCGAUGGGAAUUUUACUGUGGACACAAAGCGAUCGAGCAAAUACAACUAUUUGAUUUGGGCAGAUAGUGGGGAGGAAGUUGUUCUUCAAGUUGAAGGAGUUUUGUUAGAAGGAUAUGUGCCUCCGGUGUUGAAUUGCAGGUCUGAUUAUUUGAACCGUCUGAAUGAUCUGGUGCAGUCGAUGCUCAUCUCAGGAGACAAAGAAGACAAAGCUUUUAGCGACGCAGUUAGUGCUAUCGAAGCCAUUCACUACUUUAUGUCGAGAUUUGAUAGCAAGCCAUCAAUGUUCUAUCCUAGUCGCGUUGACACUAUGGUGGCGAUUUGUGCUGAGACUAGGUUGUUGAUGCCUAUGGCACGAGUCAAGACAAACAUAGUGGAUCCUCAAUGCAUUGACUCAGGCAAUAUCUUGAAGACAAUCCUAGAAAAAGGAAGUCAUCAAUACAUGGAAGACAACGUUGUUGAUUUUAUGAAAUGGGGGACAGAGCAUGAUGGUACUCUGUUUAUGGUCAGGUUAGAAUCUGUCAUGGUGAUGGAAAGGAUUGGUACAGAGAUCUUGAAAAGCAUUGGCAAGUUUUUGGGGGCUGGUACUGAACCUAUUCAGCCACCUCCGAAGAAGCGACGUGUUCAUUUCAAAGGCAUCAGUGUCGCUGUGAACAUGGAAGGGACCAGCAAUGCAGACGUUGAUAACUUAUCAGAGAUGAUGCAACAUGCAUCCACCGAAGCGAAGCGGAUGUUGUUCCACGUUAAUCCUAUUGUAGGGUAUGGCUACAUGUCAAUUCUGGAGGAUGUAAACAUGGCUCCCAAAUGUAAAAGGUCUUCUGAUGACUCAGAUGCAAGUAUUGAAGAACAGUCAAGCACUAUGCCACAUGGUGUGACGUUGCACCUUGUGGCAGGAAACGGGUAUCAAAAGCAGUACCGAAUCAAAAUGGCGACAGCACUAGGUGGGCUGGUGGCAUGCUUCGCGCAUUCAUAUGGGAUGAAUCCACGUUACAUUAUUAUUAUGGUUGAUUUCUCAUUGACGCCUGAAGCUUAUGGAAUGAAGGACGAAGAUAUGAUUGAUGUCAUUUAUAACAGCACAUCGAACGAGUUUUAG